CCAAGGUUCUCUCACCAUACACUCUCUUUCUUCCACUUUCUUUCUUUCCUCCUUUUCCUUUUUAUUCUCUCUUUCGCUCUCAUUUACAUUAAAAUGUUUUAAAAAUUUAUAAUUGAAGUUUUGUUUGCAGUGAUCUCCAUUGUCUUCUCCAAUAUUCUUCCUCCCUCGUCUCCAUUCUCACUGCAAAAACAAACCCCUGUCUCCGCCAUUGUUGUUUUCACCAUUUUCUUCCAUAUCCUAACUUCAAACACCUUAUAAUUGAAACCCCACUUGAUAAUAUUCAUCUUUAAGUUCACUCAUUCUUUCAAUUCCGUUGAAUCAACCAAUUAGUUUUAGAAGAAUUAGUCAGUCAAUGGGGCUAUUCUGCUAUUUCAACCAUUCUUCUCCCUUCUUCUCCACCAUGAUUGUGCUUCUUCUUAUUAAAGAGGCUUCCGGUGCUACAUUCACGUUCGUUAACAAGUGUGAUUUCACCGUCUGGCCGGGAAUUCUCGCCAGCGCCGGCAGCCCAAAACUCGAAGCCACCGGUUUCGAGCUUGAAGCGGGCAGUUCCCGCUCUUUGCAAGCUUCGACCGGUUGGUCCGGUCGAUUCUGGGGCCGAACCAACUGCAAUUUCGACGACUCUGGCCGUGGCAGCUGCAACACUGGCGAUUGCGGCUCCGGUGAGAUCGAGUGCAACGGCGCCGGAGCUACGCCUCCUGCGACGUUAGCCGAAUUCACACUCGGCUCCGGCUCGCAGGAUUUCUACGACGUCAGCCUCGUCGACGGCUACAAUCUGCCGAUGAUCGUUGAGGGAACCGGCGGGUCCGGCACGUGCGCUUCAACUGGCUGCAUUACGGACCUGAACCAACUUUGCCCGGCCGAGCUGAAGGCGGAGGACGGCGGCGCGUGUAAGAGUGCUUGUGAGGCGUUUGCGACGCCGGAGUACUGCUGCAGCGGCGAGUACAACUCGCCGGCGACUUGCCGGCCAUCAAUGUACUCACAAAUGUUUAAAUCGGCGUGCCCAAAAUCGUAUAGUUACGCGUAUGAUGACGCCACUAGCACAUUCACUUGCAAUGGAGCUGACUACACCAUCACAUUUUGCCCUUCUUCCCCAAGUCGAAAAUCUUCGAGGGGUUCGUCACCAAUGAUACCAGAGCCGAAGACGGACGAGUCAGGAUCAGAGCCGAUGACUGGUUCGGGAUCGGAAUCGGGAUCGGGAACAAUACAAGGAGCAGCUUUGAGUAGUUCUUGGCUGGCAGAUAUGGCCAUAGGGGGGGACUCAUCCAUUGCUACAAAGCCGAGCUUGGGAUCUCAAUAUGCGUCAAUUUUGAUACUCAGUGUGGCUCUAUCUUUGGUUCUGUCGUAGUAGAAGAUGAAAGAUGAUGAAGAGAAAGAACAGAGAAUUAAUUGACAAAAUCCCAUAUUGUAAAACAUUUACUCGAGAAUCUAGGAAACUUUAUUAUUGAUGUAUGUACAAAAUUUAAGGCAAAAAGAUGUUGCUUUUUUCAUUUUAGAAAUAGGGAUAAAUUAAAAAUUAAUAAUAAUAAUAAAAAGGAACUUGAUUUGGCUUUA
Benincasa hispida (wax gourd) is the source of this 1551-nucleotide messenger RNA. RefSeq names its product Pathogenesis-related thaumatin superfamily protein. NCBI's taxonomy places the organism in Eukaryota, Viridiplantae, Streptophyta, Magnoliopsida, Cucurbitales, Cucurbitaceae. The record is from RefSeq and is a predicted model, not a curated record.